AUGUGGAUUUUGACAUCCUUGAAGGAACUUUAGUAUCGAACAAAAGCAUACAGGAAUUACAUAACUUAAUGAUAGAAAUGUCCAAUAAAAUGGAAGAAAAUUUCCAAAGAGUAUAUACGGCUCUAGCUAAUGUUUCAGUACGAAUACAAGAUCUGGAGGCUCGUUUAAAAGAAGUAGAAAAACAAAUUAAUCAACAUAAGCCUGAAGCACCUGCUGAUUUGGAUAUAUUAAAUAUGCAACAAUCUCUUCCGCUUAAAAGUAUUGAUGAAGUCACAGCUUUUGAAAACCGUUUAUCACAAAAUGCAGAUGAGUACAACAAAUUUAUGCUGUGCAUAUCUCGCAUAGGCGGAAGAUCCGCUAAGGAAAAUUUAAUUCGUAUAUAUCGAACUAUAUUUUCCAAUGAAGUUGCUAAACAAUCGUCCUGGAAAGGAUUACGUAAUCAUUUUAAAAUCAAUAGCUUAAACUCUAUUUUAAUGGCAAUACAAGCAACAAUUUUGGUUCAACAUCAAUUCACAAACAAAGAGUUUGAAGAUAUCACAAAAGAAUGGUUUCGCCAAGGUGGUCAAAGGCUUAACAGACAACAAAAAGAUCCCGAAGAGAUGAAUCCGCAAGCCAUUUAA
This is a messenger RNA of Temnothorax curvispinosus, 620 nucleotides long. RefSeq lists its product as uncharacterized. The record is from RefSeq and is a predicted model, not a curated record. The transcript has 5 exons. Bases 69 to 620 code for a protein of 183 amino acids. Lineage: Eukaryota; Metazoa; Arthropoda; Insecta; Hymenoptera; Formicidae.